AUGACUCGGCAAAUUAUCCAGACAUCUUUUUCGUGGAGCGGUGGUCGUCGUGUUGCUGCUGAUAAAAAUGUAGCCUACAUUCUACCUAGCGAUCAAGGUGAAGUGGAACGCCUGAGACUCAACCAUGACUUGUGGAACCUUUACAAAUCCGAUAUGCAUGACAAGCUUGAAAAAGGCAUCCGCGUACUUGAUGUUGGUUGUGGCCCUGGAUGGUGGACAUUGGAUAUGGCCAGGUUGUACCCCAACUCCCAAUUUGUUGGCAUUGAUAUGGCAGAUGUCUUUGUCACCGAGAACAUGCCAUCCAACGUUACCUUCAAGAUUAUGAAUGCUGGAUCUGGAUUGGAUUUCGAGCAAGAUUCAUUUGACUUUGUAUUCCAGCGAUUCCUUGUGAUGGGGUUAUCGGUAGAACAAUACGUUCAAUCGGUGCGUGAAAUGAAACGGGUGCUCAAACCUGAUGGUGCUAUUGAAAUCCUUGAAUUGGUCAAUGAAUUCAACAACGCUACCCCUGCCUUCAAAAAUAUCGGUGGUUGGAUCCAUGAAGCGAUGCAAAAGCGAAAUCUAGAUUCGUUUAUUGCUGACAAGGUUUCUGGGUUCCUUGAGGAUGCAGGAUACGUUGAUAUCAAGGAUGUGAAUUACGACGUACCAAUUGGACCAUGGGGUAAGGAUGCAGGUGAAUUGUUUCUCGCAAUCCAGCACUUGGCCUUGCCUGCCGUCAAGGUUAUGGUGACUCAAUUGGUGUCGGUGGCAGAGGAUGAAUACGACAAGACCGUGAAACAAGCGUUUGAUGAAGCGAAUACAGGAAAUGUGUCAACACGAUUUCGUUUGAUAUAUGCCAAAAAGAGCAAUGGCCAAUAA
Messenger RNA from Lichtheimia ornata, 855 nucleotides. RefSeq lists its product as uncharacterized. Lineage: Eukaryota; Fungi; Mucoromycota; Mucoromycetes; Mucorales; Lichtheimiaceae. Gene Ontology annotation, molecular function: methyltransferase activity. The record is from RefSeq and is a predicted model, not a curated record. The coding region runs from base 1 to 855 and encodes 284 amino acids. The transcript has 5 exons.